Drosophila grimshawi is the source of this 2601-nucleotide messenger RNA. RefSeq names its product katanin p60 ATPase-containing subunit A-like 1 (gene Kat60). Gene Ontology annotation, biological process: microtubule severing. NCBI's taxonomy places the organism in Eukaryota, Metazoa, Arthropoda, Insecta, Diptera, Drosophilidae. Gene Ontology annotation, molecular function: ATP binding; microtubule binding; microtubule severing ATPase activity. The transcript has 7 exons. Gene Ontology annotation, cellular component: microtubule cytoskeleton. The coding region runs from base 78 to 1823 and encodes 581 amino acids. The record is from RefSeq and is a predicted model, not a curated record.
UUGCAUUUAAUUUUAAACAAAUAUUAUUUUUCAUACAGUUUAAGCUUGCAACGCCGUGUAACAAAGCCAGUGUACUAAUGUCCAUAACCUUACUGCGAGGUGGCAAGCAAAAGACAACCACUUGCGUAGGAAUGACCGUAAUGGCCAAAACUACAAUUGAAGAAAUAUGCGAGAAUGCCAAAUUAGCACGAGACAUGGCCCUCACUGGCAACUACGACUCUGCCUGCAUCUACUACGAGGGAUUGCAGGGCAUGCUGGCGCGCCUGCUCAAAGGCACUGUGGAUCCGCUGCGCAAGGGCAAAUGGAACAUGAUCAAUCAGCAGAUCAGUCAGGAGCACGCUAAAAUCAAGGCCAUACAACGCACACUGAUGGACAUUUCGUUGGAUUUGCAGAAUACGAAAUUUGCCCACAAGCUGCGUGCACAGCUCAGCGAGGAGAGCAAUGUGAGUAAAGAUCCCGCUGCUUGGUUUAAACCGGAUCCGGAUAUAUGGACGCCGCCACCAAAAGAUCCGGAUGUGUGGGGACCACCGAAACCGCCGCCAGUUCAAACAGUCGGUCGUCGUGCAGCAGCAACAACAACAAAUAGCCGGCGAACAACGACUGGCAACAGACCCAGCACAAUCCCACAGAGCACUGCCCGCAAUGGAACGGCGCGCAGUGGCCGCCAGUCGUCCUCGGCAACAGCGGCAUCCACCUCCAGCAGCGCACGUAGCGGCGGCGCCAAUGGUCGAGUCACCGGCGGCCGCAAAUUGUCCACCUCAAAUGCUGCUAGCAACAAUAACCAUAACAACAACAACAACGAUGGCAAGGAUGAUGAUCCAGCGUCAGCGAUCACCAAUGGCUACAACAUCGAUGGCGAUGCGGGCGACCAACAAUCAGCCGAAGAGGAACGCAAAUUUCAGCCCAACAAUCACAUCGAAGCGGAGCUUGUCGACAUAUUGGAACGUGAUAUUUUGCAAAAGGAUCCCAAGGUGCGCUGGAGCGACAUUGCCGAUCUGCAGGAUGCCAAGCGGCUGCUCGAGGAGGCCGUUGUCCUGCCCAUGCUGAUGCCCGACUAUUUCAAGGGUAUACGACGUCCGUGGAAGGGCGUUUUAAUGGUUGGUCCACCCGGCACGGGCAAAACAAUGCUGGCCAAGGCGGUGGCCACCGAAUGUGGCACAACAUUCUUCAACGUCAGCUCCGCCACACUGACAUCCAAAUAUCGGGGGGAAUCUGAGAAAAUGGUGCGCCUGCUGUUCGAGAUGGCGCGCUUCUAUGCGCCCAGCACCAUUUUCAUUGAUGAGAUUGAUUCGCUGUGCUCGCGUCGCGGAUCGGAGUCGGAGCACGAGGCAUCGCGUCGCGUCAAAUCGGAGCUGCUGGUGCAAAUGGAUGGCGUCGGCGGUGGCGAGGAGCAGGCCAAGGUUGUCAUGGUGCUGGCAGCUACCAAUUUCCCCUGGGACAUCGAUGAGGCACUGCGUCGCCGGCUGGAGAAGCGUAUCUACAUACCGCUGCCGACAGACGAGGGUCGCGAGGCAUUGCUUAAGAUCAAUUUGCGUGAGGUGAAGGUCGACGACACUGUCGAUCUCAACUAUGUGGCCAAUCAGCUGGACGGCUACUCCGGAGCCGACAUAACCAAUGUGUGCAGGGAGGCCAGCAUGAUGUCGAUGCGACGGAAGAUAGCAGGCUUGACGCCGGAGCAAAUUCGUCAGCUGGCCACCGAGGAGGUGGAUCUGCCCGUGUCCAACAAGGACUUCAACGAAGCCAUCAGUCGCUGCAAUAAGAGUGUGUCCAGAGCCGAUCUGGACAAGUAUGAAAAAUGGAUGAGGGAAUUCGGUUCGUCAUGAUGGCCCUUAACCGCCCUCCUCUCCUCAACCAUCUUAGGCAUACAUCUAUAUCUAAACAUCUAUUUUUUGAUAACAACCACAACAACAGCAACAACAAACUGUUGUCAACAAGCUUUUAAAGUGUAAACCGGCCGUAAAGAAAAACAAAAAGUUGAACAUAUUUUAUAUAUAACAUAUUAUAUUUAUAUAUAUAUAUAUGUGUAUAUUUGAUAUAUGCAUAUAUAAACACGAAGCGUUGGAAUUCAAAAGACUAACAGUUCUUAAAAGAGGAAAUAUAAAUAACACAAGAAUUAAAUCGAAGCCUAGGCAAAUGUGAAAUUGUGAAAGCUAAGCAAAAAAAAAAGAAAAGAAAAGAAAACCUCAUUUGCCCCUAGGUUCAUCUAAAAAGCAAUCACAACAUUUAUAUACAUAUAGCAUAUGCACGAUCCUUCCAAUCCCAAUUAAUUAGUGAAACACAACAAUUUCCAAAACUCAUUCUAAUCUAAGCCUCAAUUAAACAUGCCUCCCAAGCCAUUGGCUACAUUUUUAACAUAAUUAUUAAAUGUUUUUAUUUCAUUUUGCCCGAAAUGAUAUAAUUUUUUUAAAACACACGCGUACUCAACAGUUUUCACUUUCUUAUUAAUGUAAUUAAUUUUCGCUUAAUUUAUAUAUAUAUAUAUCUAUACAUAAAAUAUCAUAGUUUAUAGUUUUAAUACAGAAUGAAGUGAAGGCAGCGAAUGUACUUAAAAUGCAAUACUGAACAUUUUAAACAAUAAACACCAGAUUUUAACUCGUGCAA